Messenger RNA from Erythranthe guttata (spotted monkey flower), 1531 nucleotides. The record is from RefSeq and is a predicted model, not a curated record. Lineage: Eukaryota; Viridiplantae; Streptophyta; Magnoliopsida; Lamiales; Phrymaceae.
ACGGAUUCUAAAACAAUGGUAUAUCAUAAACUGAAUCGAUCCGUUCGAUGUUUCGUUACACAGAGUGUACUAGGCAUCAUUCUUGGAGGCGGAGCCGGGACUCGGCUUUACCCUCUCACAAAGAAACGAGCAAAACCUGCCGUACCUUUGGGCGCAAAUUACCGUUUGAUUGACAUCCCCGUUAGUAAUUGUUUGAACAGCAACAUUUCCAAAAUCUACGUCCUCACUCAAUUCAAUUCCGCAUCACUCAAUCGCCACUUGUCAAGGGCGUACGCCAGUAAUAUGGGCGGCUACAAGAACGAAGGCUUCGUCGAAGUUCUCGCUGCCCAGCAAAGCCCGGAAAAUCCAAACUGGUUCCAGGGUACAGCUGAUGCGGUGAGGCAGUACCUAUGGCUUUUCGAAGAACACGACGUUCUUGAAUAUCUGAUUCUUGCUGGAGAUCAUUUGUACCGUAUGGAUUACGAAAAAUUCAUCCAAGCUCACAGAGAAACCGACGCUGACAUCACAGUCGCCGCACUGCCCAUGGAUGAAAAACGUGCUACUGCGUUUGGUCUGAUGAAGAUUGACGACGAAGGAAGGAUAAUCGAGUUUGCAGAGAAGCCAAAGGGAGAACAACUCAAGGCAAUGAAGGUAGACACCACGAUUUUAGGUCUUGACGAUGAGAGAGCAAAGGAAAUGCCUUACAUUGCAAGUAUGGGUAUCUACGUUUUCAGUAAGAACGCAAUGUUGAAUUUGCUUCGAGAGCAAUUCCCUGGAGCUAAUGAUUUCGGAAGUGAAGUUAUUCCGGGUGCUACAUCGAUUGGUUUGAGGGUCCAGGCUUAUCUGUAUGAUGGUUACUGGGAAGACAUUGGAACUAUCGAGGCAUUUUACAACGCUAAUUUAGGGAUUACAAAGAAGCCCGUGCCAGAUUUCAGUUUCUAUGACCGGUCUUCACCGAUCUAUACACAGCCGCGGUAUUUGCCACCUUCCAAAAUGCUCGAUGCCGAUAUUACUGAGAGUGUAAUCGGUGAGGGUUGUGUCAUUAAGAACUGUAAGAUUCACCAUUCUGUAAUCGGUCUACGAUCAUGCAUAUCGGAGGGUGCAAUUAUUGAAGACACCUUGUUGAUGGGAGCCGACUAUUAUGAGACCGAUGCAGAUAGGAAACUCCUAGCAGCAAAAGGUGGAGUCCCGAUUGGUAUUGGCAAGAAUUCUCACAUCAGACGGGCCAUAAUCGACAAAAAUGCCCGUAUUGGAGACGAUGUCAAGAUUAUUAACAGUGACAAUGUGCAAGAGGCGGCAAGAGAAACCGACGGGUACUUCAUCAAGAGUGGCAUCGUCACUGUAAUCAAGGACGCCUUGAUUCCUAGUGGAACUGUUAUUUGAAGACGACGAGGAACGUGAGCGAGUAAUCGUCUUCCAAUAAAAAUGAAGCUAGAAUAUGAUAUGAACAACAAAUAUACAUACAUAUCAUGGUUUUCUUUUUUUCAUUUUAACAUGAGCUGUCUACAAAUGUAAAUGUUUUCUCUCGUAUGCGUUUUUCUUCGUUGUCCAC